Messenger RNA from Epithele typhae, 951 nucleotides. RefSeq lists its product as uncharacterized. The record is from RefSeq and is a predicted model, not a curated record. Gene Ontology annotation, biological process: regulation of DNA-templated transcription. Bases 1 to 951 code for a protein of 316 amino acids. The transcript is spliced from 5 exons. NCBI's taxonomy places the organism in Eukaryota, Fungi, Basidiomycota, Agaricomycetes, Polyporales, Epitheliaceae. Gene Ontology annotation, molecular function: sequence-specific DNA binding; zinc ion binding.
AUGCCCCAUCGUGUCGAGGACAUGACCGUGGACCGGUCAAUAAGCCAUCGCUCUGACGGCCCUGCGCAAUAUCAGUUCAUGCCGCUGCACUCGCACCCCACCCCUCCUCCCAUUGCCACCCUCCAUCACUCGCCCGCCCUCUCUGCUUCCUCGCUCGACAGCAACUCCAUCUCGCCCUCCCCCCCGAUCACUCAGCCCUCCACGCCCUACUACCACCCCGGUCCUCCUCCGAUGAGCCAGGCCCCGCCCUACCAAUACCAGCCGGCCGGCCCCAUGCGCUACACCGACGACCCCGCCGCCGCUUACCCCGUGCCUUCCCACGGCGCCCCCGGCAUGCCCGCACGCUCGAUCCGACCCACCAUCGUCGCCGCGCAGCCUUACCCCGGCCAGACCAACUACAUCAUCCACACCGACGACGCGACGACGAAGCUGUCCGACCGCGUCCGCCGCAAAUGCUUCAACUGCCGCACGACCGACACCUCGACCUGGAGACGGUCGAGUCUGACACCCGGCAAAGUGCUGUGCAACAAGUGUGGCCUCUUUGAGCGCACGCACUCGCGCCCCCGCCCGGAGGCUUUCCCGCACAAACGGGGCCCGGUCGCGAACGUCAAUCAAUUCAAGCACCGCAACACCCCACCCCACUCACAGUCUAUCUCGGCGCCCCCCGCGUCUUCUCCCCCAGCCUCUGCGACGGCCGCGGCCGCGGUGGCACCGCAGAUGCUUCCCCCACACCACUACUCGCACCCUUCGCUCUCGCCGCUCAUGCAGAACCGCCCCGCCGACUCGAACCGCACGGACAUUGGCGCGCUUCUCAACCGCGCGUCCCGGCUCGCCGCUCGAGGGCCCGUCGGGUCCGCCCCGCCAGCGCACGGCUCGCCGCUGGUCGCCGCGGGGUCGAUCCCGAACAGCCCACGGCAAGAGCGCAAGGAGGUGUACCGGCCGAGCAACUAG